Molecule: messenger RNA, 2009 nt
Organism: Hibiscus syriacus
Lineage: Eukaryota; Viridiplantae; Streptophyta; Magnoliopsida; Malvales; Malvaceae
Product: eukaryotic translation initiation factor 3 subunit D-like
Exons: 2
Coding region: 68-1801 (577 amino acids)
Biological process (GO): translational initiation
Cellular component (GO): cytoplasm; eukaryotic translation initiation factor 3 complex
Molecular function (GO): translation initiation factor activity
Source: RefSeq, a predicted model, not a curated record
CUUAAAGCUUAAACUCUUUGUAUGCACUUCCGCUCCACCGCCGGCAAAAUCCACAGAUCCAUCGACAAUGGUAGGAAUUUUUGAAGUCGGCGCCGUUCCGUUUAAUGCCGACGGCUGGGGUCCGCUGGAAUCUUCCACCAACUUGCCAGCCGCCGCUACAACCCUCCCUCUCCACGUUCCUUUUGCUCCCUUCUCCCGCUCCGAAAAGCUCGGUCGAAUCGCCGACUUCACCAGGAAUUUCGCAAAUGCCAACCCAUCGAACCGCCCUACUUCAGGAAAGCCCGGCUCAGCCUCCGAGUCGCCCUUCGAUUUCUCUCUCGACCUCGAUGCUUUCCCUCUUGCAAACCCGGAAGAUGAUUCCUCUUUCCGAUUAGUCGACGCCAAGCCGCCCACUCGGCCUAAAUUUGGCCCUAAGUGGCGAUUCAACCAAAACCGACCUCAACUCCCUCAACGACGGGACGAAGAAGUCGAGGCCCGUAAAAGAGAGGCUGAGAAGGAACGAGCCCGCCGCGACCGGCUUUAUAAUCUCAACCGGUCGAACCAGAACCAGCAACGUCGUGAAGCGGCGAUUUUCAAAUCAUCUGUCGAUAUCCAACCAGAAUGGAACAUGCUCGAUCAAAUCCCUUUCUCAACAUUCUCCAAAUUGUCCUUUACCGUGCCCGAACCAGAAGAUUUACUUCUCUGCGGCGCUCUAGAGUAUUAUGAUCGGUCCUUUGAUCGAAUCACACCGAAGAAUGAACGACGACUCGAGAGGUUUAAGAACAGAAACUUCUUUAAAGUCACCACGACUGACGAUCCAGUGAUCCGAAGGUUAGCCAAUGAGGACAAAGCCACUGUUUUUGCCACUGAUACGAUUUUGGCUACGUUAAUGUGUGCAUCCAGGUCAGUUUAUUCUUGGGAUAUUGUUAUUCAACGUGUUGGGAAUAAGUUAUUUUUCGAUAAAAGAGAUGGGUCACAGUUAGAUUUUCUGUCUGUCCACGAAACAUCUCAGGAACCAUUGCCUGAGGCUAAAGAUGAUAUUAACUCUGCUUAUUCAUUGAGUGUUGAAGCUGCUUAUAUAAAUCAGAACUUUUCACAGCAAGUUUUGCUUAGUGAUGGGGAUAAGGUAUCUUUUGAUGAGCCGAACCCAUUUGCCAAUGAAGGUGAUGAGGUGGCUUCUGUGGCAUAUAGGUAUAGAAGGUGGAAGCUUGAUAAUGAUAUGUAUUUGGUUGCUCGAUGCGAGGUUCAGAGCGUUGUUGAGGUUAAUAAUCAAAAGUCUUUCCUUACUUUGAAUGCACUGAAUGAGUUCGAUCCCAAGUAUUCUGGUGUUGAUUGGAGGCAAAAGUUGGAGACACAAAGGGGGGCUGUUUUGGCCACUGAGUUGAAGAACAAUGCAAAUAAGUUGGCUAAAUGGACUGCUCAGUCAAUUUUAGCUAGUGCUGAUUUGAUGAAAUUGGGAUAUGUUUCUAGGGUGCAUCCUAGGGAUCAUUUUAACCAUGUGAUAUUGGGUGUUGUUGGCUAUAAGCCAAAGGAUUUUGCUGCACAAAUUAAUUUGAACACUGCGAAUAUGUGGGGGAUUGUGAAAUCUAUUGUGGAUUUGUGUAUGAAGUUGAAUGAGGGGAAAUACGUGCUUGUGAAGGAUCCAUCGAAGCCUCAAGUGAGAAUUUAUGAGGUUCCAGCUGAUGCUUUUGAGAAUGACUAUGUGGAGGAACCAUUGCCAGAAGAAGAACAGGUACAGCCACCGGCUGAGGAUGCUGAAGGUGGGGAGGCCAAUGGCACUACAAAUGAUGUUGAAGAAAAAGAGAUUGAGGCACAAACUUAAUGAUUAUUUGAGAAGUAUCCCACAGCAAUCUCAAAGUAGUCCCCUAUAUCCUGCGAUCUGCAAGCUGACUUUGUUAGGGAGGUUUUGUAAGUGCAUUUAUUUUAACUUUCAAAGUGAAACCAAAGCAUGCUCAGAAUUGAUUCUUUGCCUUUGUGACAUUCGUUUUACUUUUUAUUUCUAUGGUCUACCAGAUUUACCAGUUUCUGCA